Molecule: messenger RNA, 1309 nt
Organism: Drosophila hydei
Lineage: Eukaryota; Metazoa; Arthropoda; Insecta; Diptera; Drosophilidae
Product: queuine tRNA-ribosyltransferase accessory subunit 2
Exons: 2
Coding region: 44-1294 (416 amino acids)
Molecular function (GO): tRNA-guanosine(34) queuine transglycosylase activity
Source: RefSeq, a predicted model, not a curated record
GCGCAAAACGUGCACAAACUACAAUAAGUAAAUAAUAAGCGCCAUGAAGUUUAUUAUAAAAAGUAUUAGUAAAAACUCUGGACGCCUUGGCCACCUGCGGAUUAAGGAGAGCUCGGAGUUGCAGACGCCGCUACUGCUGCAAACAACAAAAGGCGGAAGCAUUCCCUACUUAAGUGCCGAUGUAUUUGGCUUGGUCAGUCGGGAGCAACAAGUAUUGCAGCUCACACUAUGCACCAUGGAUCAAAUGGCCGAGUCUUUGGAUCAGUGGAAUCGCAGCCUGGGCGACUAUGUGGGCUACCCGGACUACAAUACUCUGCUGCUGUUGCGUGAUCCGUGCGAAGUAACACCAUCAGGUGGCAAUGAUAGGGACGUAGUACCACUUUUCACCCGACGGGGCAAGGAAUCUUUAACAGCGGAACGUUAUAUGCAGCUGGUGACCAGCUUCGCGCCAGAUGUAUAUCAAGGCUUAUGCGAUGCGGACACCAAUCCAGAGAGUACUAAGAAACGAGUUCAAAAAUCUGUGGAUCGCACCGAACGCUUCAUGCAGCACUGCUUCAAGCAGCAUAGGGAGCUAGAGAGAUUAAAAGAUUCGACCCUUCUAGCGCCCAUUGUGGGCGGUUACAACACAUUUGCCCGCACGCAGUCUAUUAAGCAUGCACGAGAACAGCCAAAAGGAACCUAUGGUGGUUACAUAUUUGAGGGUUUCCAUACAAAUGGCAUUGCUGCCACAAGCCUAAAUCCAUCACAAUUGCUGCCCAUUGUGGAUCAUUGUGUACAGCAAAUUGAGGACGAGCUACCACGCUUAAUGCCAGGUGCUUUUACACCUGUGCUAAUGCUGGAGCUAAUACGCCUAGGCGUGGAUAUAUUCGAUACUUCUUACGCUUACUGUGCAGCAGUUAAUUACAAGGCGCUUACUUUUAGUUACUGUAUUGAUAAGGAGGAACAUUCUGCAUUUCUAGAUGUUACAGAUGAGGCGAUUAAGGAGCAGUUUACGCCGCUGCUAGAAGGCUGCAAUUGCUUGGCCUGCCAGAAGCACACGCGUGCCUACAUUCAUCAUUUAUACAAAACGAAUGAGCUGCUGGGUCCCAUUCUAUUAAUGAUCCACAAUUUGCACCACUACAUGGGCUUCUUCGAUGUAAUACGCGACAGCAUAUCAGCGGAUCAACUGCCAGCUCUGCUGGAUUAUGUGAGACAUCAAAAUAUGUCAACGGAUAUAAAUUAUUGCAUUGAACCCAAUAACAAAACUGUGGGCAAGGCGGCAAUGGGAAAGGGUUUUAUCACAGCAGCCAACUAAGUUAUAUGACUAAAA